AUGUGGAAGAUUGCUCGUCACCUCCUUCUCCUGGUGUGCUUGCUCUGUACAGUGAGCUGCCACCAGAAGAAACCUGGGCACUAUCAUGUUGUAUUGAAAGAUGAUCUCGAUACGAAACUCCAUGACCAUAUCGCCUGGGUCAACGACAUUAACCUAAAAAGCGGCUCGGGGCAUCAUGGAGUCAAGCACUCAUAUGAUUGCCUCAUCGGCAAAGGAUAUUUUGCGCACAUCUCUGGCAAAACAGCAAGAGAGAUUGAACAAUCCGAUGAGGUCCUCCAUGUUGUCCCACAGUCCACGUGGUCCCUUGCGUCAGUACCAUCAAAAGAAGAUAUCAUUGUUGAUGAUAGAAUAGAUCCCAAAAACUGGGCUCUUACAGCAAUCUCUUCGAACCCACCAAAAAUCAAAGGCCCAUAUAAAUAUCACGCGUCCCAGGCCACUGGAACCUACAUCUACAUUGUAGAUACUGGCAUUCAAUCUGACGAUGAAGAGUUUGAAGGGCGCGUGGAACAUGGUUGGGGUUACACUCCUGACGGCGAUCUUGACAAGGGAAAGCUCUACGGUGACCUAUUUCAUGGCACUUUUGUGGCCGGAAUUGCAGGAGGUCGCCGUCAUGGAGUUGCUAAAAAUACUACUUUGGUUGAUGUGAAAAUUGGGCGCGACGAGCGAGGAGACGAUGCAAUCUGGGAUGACACCGUUAUUAAAGGGCUUUGCUGGACAGCGGAUAAUAUUAAGCAGCACAAACGUGCCAAAAAAGCCGUUGUUAACUUGUCACUUAGUGUUGACCAAUUAGAGUGCCUUACUGCACUGCAUUUGAUCAAAAAUCUCGCGGGCCAGGGCGUGACGGUAGUUUUUGCCGCAGGGAACGAUGGACAAGACGUCAAGAAUACCUGCCUGGGAAAUAGCCCCGAUGUUAUCAAAGUUGGUGCAUAUGACAAGGACUUCAAUGCUUGGAAUGACAGCAACCACGGCACAGGUAUCGAUGUCUGGGCACCUGGGGUGAAUGUACGGUCCGUUCUUUCGCAGGCUGUUCUCGAAAGAGAGCGACGUGGUUGGGGCUGGCCCAAAGACACGCGCUCCGGGACAUCGCUUGCCGCCCCGCACGUCUCAGGAAUCAUCGCCGGCUGGAUGGCCGAAGAAGACGAGGGCCUAUCUCCAGCUCAAGUCCGGGAGAAAAUUGAUAAGCUCUCUUUUCAAGAUCUCCUGGGGCAUGGCGACUUUGCGAAAAAAGGAGUCCCGUCGGAUGAAUGGGAAUAUCGAUUGGCCAACAACCGAAUGAUCUACAAUGGUGCCGAUGGAGCCCCGCAGAAGAAGGGGUGA
Molecule: messenger RNA, 1317 nt
Organism: Clonostachys rhizophaga
Lineage: Eukaryota; Fungi; Ascomycota; Sordariomycetes; Hypocreales; Bionectriaceae
Source: the annotation of a GenBank genome assembly